AUGUUGAAGCUCCCAAUUAGGCAGCUAGCAACGCGUUUCCCGCAAACUUGUAGAAACAUUUUGGGAUGUCGCUUUGCUACGACGGAUACCGCCAAACCAGAAGAGUCGGAAGCAUCUGUUCAAAGCCAGCUCAGCGAAAAUGAUAUGAAAAGGUUAAACCACAUUCGUAACAUUGGUAUUUCUGCUCAUAUAGACUCAGGAAAAACUACGUUUACUGAACGCGUUUUGUUUUAUACUGGACGAAUUAAAGAUAUUCACGAGGUCCGUGGUAAAGACAACGUUGGUGCUAAGAUGGAUUCAAUGGAAUUGGAACGUGAAAAAGGUAUUACUAUUCAAUCCGCCGCUACUUACUGUACUUGGAGUCGUACCCUCGACCAAAUUCAAAGUGAAAAGCAACAAGGAAAUCAAACUCCCCAAGAAUAUAGCGUAAACAUUAUCGAUACUCCAGGCCAUAUUGAUUUUACUAUUGAAGUAGAGCGUGCUUUGCGUGUUUUGGAUGGUGCUGUCCUCGUUCUCUGUGCUGUUUCUGGUGUUCAAUCCCAAACAAUUACUGUGGAUCGACAAAUGAGAAGAUACAACGUUCCUCGUGUUUCUUUCAUUAACAAAAUGGACCGAAUGGGUGCAGAUCCUUGGAAGGUAAUUCAACAAAUCAAUACAAAGUUGAAGAUCCCCGCUGCUGCAGUACAAAUCCCUAUCGGAAGUGAAAGUGAAAUGAAAGGUGUUGUUGAUCUCAUUCACAUGCGCGCUAUCUACAAUCAUGGUGAAAAAGGUGAAAAGGUUGAAUUUGCUGAUACUAUACCCGAGAACUUGCAAGGGCUUGCCCAAGAGAAACGUUCUGUUUUGAUUGAAAAGUUGGCUGACUUGGAUGAACACAUCGCAGACAUGUAUGUAAUGGAAGAAACACCAUCUUCAGAGCAAUUGGUGCAAGCGAUUAGAAGAACAACCCUUGCUCGUAAGUUUACUCCUGUCUUGAUGGGAUCUGCUUUGUCAAACAUUGGCGUUCAACCAGUUUUGGAUGCUGUCUGUGAUUACUUGCCUGCGCCCUACGAAGUAGAAAAUGUUGCAUUGAAUGCAGCUGAAGCCGAAAAGCCUGUUACCCUGAUCCCAAGCAGCACAAAGCCACUCGUUGCACUCGCAUUCAAGCUAGAAGAGGGCCGCUUUGGUCAAUUGACUUAUUUACGUGUUUAUCAAGGUUCCUUGAAGCGUGGUGGUUACUUGUACAAUGUAAACUCAACUAAAAGAAUUAAAGUCUCUCGUUUAGUCCGCAUGCACUCAAAUGAUAUGGAAGAAGUUGAAGAAACUGGAGCCGGUGGUAUUGGUGCCAUGUUUGGCAUUGAAUGUGCCUCAGGAGAUACCUUUACUGAUGGUUCCGUUCAUUAUACUAUGUCUUCCAUGUUUGUUCCUGAACCAGUUAUUUCGUUGUCUCUAAAGCCAAAAAGUAAAGACACUUCAAACUUUUCAAAAGCUUUGAAUCGUUUUCAACGUGAAGACCCAACGUUUAGGGUUAAACUUGAUGCAGAGUCGAAAGAAACAAUUAUUAGUGGAAUGGGAGAACUCCAUCUAGAAGUAUACGUUGAGAGAAUGCGCCGUGAAUAUAGGGUAGAAUGCGAUACAGGAAAACCACGUGUCGCCUUCCGUGAAAGUUUGACCAAAAAGGUACCUUUCAGUUAUUUGCACAAAAAGCAAUCUGGUGGUGCAGGCCAAUAUGCUAAAGUGGAAGGGUAUAUUGAAUACAUGGAUGCAAAGGAAGAUGAUGCUGGUAAUGUGGUUGAUUUUGAAUUUAUCAACAAAGUCACUGGUGGUGCUGUCCCCUCUCAAUAUAUUCCAGCUUGCGAGAAGGCAUUCCGCGAAAGUCUUGAAAAGGGAUUCUUGAUUGGGCAUCCCAUAAAGAAUUGCCGAUUUGUUUUGGAAGACGGUGCAUACCAUCCAGUGGAUUCUUCCGAGCUUGCUUUCCGUAUGGCAACCAUAACUGCAUUCCGUGGUGCAUUCUUACAAGCCGAUCCAAUUAUUCUGGAGCCCAUUAUGAAUGUCAGUAUCACUGCUCCUGUUGAACACCAAGGAGCUGUUAUUGGCAAUGUCGAUAAGAGAAAAGGAACCAUUGUUGACAGUGAUAUUGGAGAAGAGGAAUUCAGUUUGUUGGCUGAAGUCCCCUUGAACAACAUGUUUUCUUAUUCCUCUGAUAUUCGUGCAUUGACUAAAGGAAAGGGUGAGUUUACUAUGGAAUUCAUGAAAUAUUUGCCCGCACCAAGAUAUGUCCAAAAAGACCUGAUUACCGAAUACAACAAACAACAACAAAAAUAA
Schizosaccharomyces osmophilus is the source of this 2301-nucleotide messenger RNA. RefSeq names its product mitochondrial translation elongation factor G Mef1 (gene mef1). Gene Ontology annotation, cellular component: mitochondrion. The record is from RefSeq and is a predicted model, not a curated record. The transcript has a single exon. Bases 1 to 2301 code for a protein of 766 amino acids. Gene Ontology annotation, biological process: mitochondrial translational elongation. Gene Ontology annotation, molecular function: translation elongation factor activity; GTP binding; GTPase activity. Lineage: Eukaryota; Fungi; Ascomycota; Schizosaccharomycetes; Schizosaccharomycetales; Schizosaccharomycetaceae.